UACGCUGGUCCUUGUACUCGCUACGCUGGUCCUUGUACUCGCUACGCUACACAUGCGACCAAUGGACGUCACACGCAGAUCGUGGCAUGCAAUCAUUCCUCUCAUUGGCUGAUACUUUGGUUUGCACUCAGUACAGCUUCCACGACUGUAAAGUCUACAAAAUGUACAUAUAUACGAAGAUUUCCUCCCUCGUUCCGACGCUGAGACGCAGUGCUCGAUGUAGCAUGUGUCGACGUCAUCGAUACCGACUAAGCCGCAAACAGCGCACUACUUUGGGCGUGAAACUACCUACAGCCUCAACCACUUGGCCUGAAAGUCACGAUAUCUGAUCCGUGUUUACUUCGAGAUACACUACUUCGACUCGUUGUUGAGUGCACUGUUAACUGUCAUCGAGUCCAUCGCUUGUUGCCAACACCUUCAAGAUGAAUUACAUCUCCGAUUAUGUGAUGUCUGACGCCGUUGUCAACCCUCUUCUAGACAAUGGAUACCUCCCACACUUUGUCAUUCGUCGCGGUAUCCGGGCCCAACUCGCAGACCGCUUGAACUCGAUUGCAACUACAUCACUCGAGGCAGCAUAUGAGUCCAAAAUGAAGUAUGUUGAACUGCUUCGCACCAGACCCAUCGCCAUUGAGACGGCAACCGCAAACGAGCAGCACUAUGAAGUCGGCACUUCUGUAUUAAAAGGCAUGCUCGGCCCGCGAAUGAAGUACUCGGCCUGCUUGUAUGAAAAGGGCGGGGAAACGCUUGCACAGGCGGAAAUCGCAAUGUUGAAACUCUACGUGCAGAGAGCGGAUUUGAAAGACGGACAGCGCAUUUUGGAUCUCGGCUGUGGAUGGGGCUCAGCAUCUCUCUUCUUCGCCGAAGUCUUCCCCAACUCGCAAAUCACCGCCUUCUCCAACAGCCGCACGCAGAAACAGCACAUCGACAGCGUCGCCGCAUCCAAAGGCUUCAAAAACCUGACCGUGAUCACUGGCGACGUCGUCGACUACGAGUUCGAGCCCAACAGCUUCGACCGCGUCGUCUCCAUCGAGCUCUUCGAGCACAUGAAGAACUAUGCGCUGCUAACCGCCAAGGUAUCACGUGCGCUCAAGCCCGGCGGCAAGUUGUUCGUGCACAUCUUCGCGCACAAGACUACGCCGUAUGACUUUGACGGUGGGUGGAUGACAGAGCAUUUCUUCACGGGCGGCACGAUGCCGUCGGCUGAUUUGUUGCUUUUCUUCCAAGAGGAGCUGAGACUCAAGAGGCAGUGGUGGGUCAAUGGCAUGCAUUAUGGCAAGACGUGUGAGGAUUGGUUGACGACGAUGCUGAGUAAUGAGAAGGUCAUCAAGGAGGGGCUGAAGGAGACCUAUGGGGAAGAGGGCGUGACGAUGUGGUGGAAUAGGUGGCAGGUCUUCUAUCUGGCGUGUGCGGAGUUGUUUAAGUGGGAGGGAGGAGACACGUGGGGUGUUAGCCACUAUCUCUUUGAAAAGCCGGAGUAGGUGGUGAUCAUAAUCAUUCGUAGCUGCAACCUUGGAGUGUCCAGGAAUGUGACGACAGCCAAACCGUAGUAUAGAUGUACCAAACCGUUUUCUGAGCUGA
Messenger RNA from Boeremia exigua, 1578 nucleotides. Its product is annotated as S-adenosyl-L-methionine-dependent methyltransferase. Bases 423 to 1478 code for a protein of 351 amino acids. The transcript has 3 exons. The record is from RefSeq and is a predicted model, not a curated record. Lineage: Eukaryota; Fungi; Ascomycota; Dothideomycetes; Pleosporales; Didymellaceae.